Molecule: messenger RNA, 3940 nt
Organism: Dromiciops gliroides (monito del monte)
Lineage: Eukaryota; Metazoa; Chordata; Mammalia; Microbiotheria; Microbiotheriidae
Gene: ISLR
Product: immunoglobulin superfamily containing leucine rich repeat
Exons: 3
Coding region: 277-1533 (418 amino acids)
Molecular function (GO): protein binding
Source: RefSeq, a predicted model, not a curated record
CCAAAAAAAUUUGGCAUCUCUUCUUCUUCCAGUUUCUGGUGUCACUUAUGAAACACAGGUCCCUGUUGCUGCUGCUGCAAAGGAGAUGUGCGGGUUGCAGGGAGACAGCAGCGCCAGGGCAUCCUGAGCCCACACCCAGUGCCUUCCAGCCUGGGUUCGGAGGCAGCGAGGGUCGGCAAGCACCAGGCUGUCAGGACAUCCAACCCACUUUAGCCAGCCUGUCAUAAUUGCUUUGCUCCAAAAGACAAAGGAGGAGAGGAAAAAAGAGGAAUAGAGAUGAAGCGGCUCCAUCUGCUGUGGCUGGCCAGCUUUCUGGGCUCUGUGUCUGGCUGUCCCGAGGUCUGUGACUGUGGUGAGAAGUACGGCUUCCAAAUUGCAGAUUGUGCCUACCGUGACCUCCAGUCGGUGCCCCCCGGCUUCCCAGCCAACGUCACCACUCUCAGCCUCUCUGCCAACCGCCUGGGAGACCUGGAGUCAGGUGCCUUCGAUGAGGUGCCCCUGCUGCAGUCACUGUGGCUGGCUCACAAUGAGAUCCGGGUCGUGGCCCCCGGUAGCCUGGCCCCUCUGGUCUACCUCAAGAGCCUCGACCUGAGUCACAACCUUAUCUCCAACUUCUCUUGGAAUGACCUUCACAAUCUCAGUGCCCUUCAGCUGCUCAAGAUGGAUAGCAACGAGCUGGCUGUGAUACCCAAGGAUGCCUUCAAAAAUCUUGGUGAUCUGAGGUCCCUGCAGCUCAACCACAAUCGUUUCCUGACUCUGGUUGAUGGAACUUUUGAGGGGCUCACCUCCUUGUCCCACUUGCAGAUCAAUGACAACCCCUUUAAUUGUACCUGCGGCUUGCUAUGGCUCAAGGUGUGGGCCGUGGCCACAGCGGUCUCCAUCCCAGAGCAGGACAACAUCGCCUGCUCGUCACCCCCCUUCCUCAAGGGCAUCCCCCUGGGCCGGCUCCCCCCUCUGCACUGUGCCCCUCCCACAGUACAGCUCACCUACCAACCCAACCAAGAUGGGGCUGAGCUCCGGGAUGGUUUUGUCCUUGCCCUGCACUGUGACACUGAUGGGCAGCCCCCACCAGAGGUCCAGUGGCGGAUCCAGACUCCUGGUGGCAAGGUUGAGAUCACCAGCCCCAACGUUGGGCCUGAUGGGCGGGUCCCAGGAGUGGCUGGGUCUCCUCAGCCCCGCUUCCAGGCAUUUGCCAAUGGCAGUCUGCUCAUCCCGGGCUUCGGCAAACAGGAAGAAGGGACCUACAGCUGCCGGGCCACCAACGAGUUGGGGAGCGCAGAGGGCUCUGUGAACGUGGCUCUGGCUUCUCCGGGGGAAGCCAGCGAGGAUGCCCUAGGUCGGAAGUUCCAUGGCAAGGCGGUGGAGGGCAAGGGUUGCUACACCGUUGACAAUGAGGUGCAGCCAUCCGGGCCCGAAGACAAUGUGGUCGUCAUCUACUUGUCCAGCACAAACCCCAAGAAGAACAGGGCCAAUCCCCUUGAGCAGCUGGGCCCCUGGAUUCUUUUCCUGUGUCUCUUUCACCUGGCCUUCUAGCCCCUCCCCUUUCCUCCUUCCUCUCUGUGCCCCUCAACAUCUCCAUCUGGCUAGAGGAUCUAUGGUGCUCUCUCUCUCAUCCAACCCUGUCCUUAUCCACUGGCCUCCCAAAGAUGCCCCGAGACCUUUCUGGUCUUGCCAGGGGUGGAGGGGAAUAGCUGGCAUUGCUUCUAGGAGGUGAAGUGAGCCCUUUUCCAGUGUUUUAGCAUCUACUCUUUGCCCCAAAGAGGCCCAGUGAUGGGCCUUUUAAACCAACUCCAUUUACUCAUGGCUUAGGCAUCCUGAGAAGCCACUGGGCCAACCAGAGGCAGAAUGGGGGCAAUCCAUGAUAUGUGCCUUUAAUUCAACUCCAAAAGCCUGAAUUGUGUGCCUUCCAAUACUCUCUGCUCCUCCUUUUAGUCACCUCCUCCUCACCCCCUUUGCAUUAGCCCCUCCAAGCUUCUCCCAGCUGGUUGGGGCUAGCUCUGAGAAACCAAUUCACUCCAAGGUGCUAUUAAGAACAGCUUCAGUGUGUUUCCCCACCUCAAGUGGAUUCAUGUUCCAACCUGGGGGCAAUAUCUGAGGUGGAAGGAAUGGAGCUUUCAGAGUUGAGUUCUAGGCACUGUUAGAAGCAAUGGGGAGAGAUUUAGCAGAAGGGGGUCCUUCCUAGCUCUUCUCACCUCAUUUCUGUGAGCAGGGAUGCCCCCCUGGGGUCAUUGAGUGAUGGCUGCGGAGACCACUCUGGGCAUAGGCAAAGGAGACAGAGAAGGCUCCAGGCCAUGAUCAUAUGCCUGGGUGGUGCCUGGCCUCUACCUCCUCUCCUCUGAUCUCCCCCUCCCCCAAUCUGAGCUCUUAGUCCCCCAUCCACAGGAAUGGGGACUUGAGAAGGGUCUCCCCUCUCAGAUCAGUGAAACAAGCUGGCGCUGAUCUGAGCCUGCCUCUCUCUACCAAGAGAGGAGUGGGUGUGUUCCCCUUCUCCUAUUCCCUCAUUUGCCUAUGCCCCCCCCAGCCUUCCUGCCUCCUCCCUCAUCUAGAUGUAUUCUCCUAGAGACCCUGUCCCACCUUGUACCCUUGAGCAAUAUUGGGACAGAAGAGGGGCAAAGAAGCUGCCCACUGUAAUAAAUAGUACUUCCCAUGAGGCCUCUGCUGUUUUGCAUUGAGUGGCAUUUGGGUGGGGGUGGGAGGAUGAGGGAGGAGAUAUCCAAUGUGAGAAGAGUCAUCUUCACUCCAAUAUCUCUUGGAUCUUUAGCAAAGGCAAAUCGGUUGAGUAUUGUCCUCACAGUAGCCUUGUGAAUGUUGUAUCCCCAUUUCACAGAUUGGGAACUGAGAAGAUUGAUUUGCAUCCCAACUGGUCCCAGAUGUCUUUACCCAAAGGAAUAAAACAUUAAGUGAAGUCAAGUGUCCUAGCCACAUUCACACAGCUGGUAUGAGGCACGGCCAGGUUUUAAAACCCAGGUCUCCUAGACAUCAUGCCACCUCUUCGGGAGCUCGUCGAUCCAAAGGGGCAAGUCACAGAUAGCAAUAUGUACAUAUCAGCACAUACAUGUCACCCUGUGAGGUGGGAAACGCCCAAGAAGUCCCCUUGAAUUCACCACAUCCAGGGAAAGGGAAGGAGAAGGGGACAUGAAGCUUUUGAUCAGCUAGUAAUACAGGUGCUCCUUGCUUGAAGAAAAACGAAGAUCAACAAAUUAGCCCUUCAACUUAGUGCAGAGAGAUCAGGGGAAGGAUGUAGGAGGCAAAAAUCACUAGCUCUGCAGAGCUAGAUAGUCUCCAGACGGUCCAGGAAGCCAGGGGUUCAGGUGCCCAUGGGGGAUGGAAAAGAAAAUCCAGUUUUAUAGUCAACUUGUUAGGGGCAUGGUAAAAUGGGCACUCCUAUGUAGGAAAAUCCAAGUUCGUUUCAGGAAGCACUUAUUAAGUACCUAUAAUGUGCAAGAGCCUGUACUAGAUGCUGGAGAUAUAAAGAAAAUGACAAAACAGUCCCUGCCUUUACAUUCUGUUGAGAGAUAUGAUAUGCGUGGAUAAGUGAAUACAGGAUAAAUUGGGAAGGGAGAGAGCACUGUCAAUCCCUGGGGUAACGAAUGUGAAAGUCACUUAGAAAGUAUGAAGUCUUCUUCAUAUGUAGCAUUAUCAUCAAAAUUAUUGUAACCUGUGGACCCAGAAUCCCAGAUUUGGCUUUAACUAAACACAUCUGCUCUUAGAGGUACCCCACAAGUCACUCUCUGUGGUUUGUGUUCUCCAUCCUGUGAUCCCCCUAAGAACAUUAGGAUAGAGCUCUUGUCUGGGUCUAACACCAAGGAAUGGCUUGAUCCAGGCUUGCUUCCUAUUGGUCCUAGAAUACAACUGCCUCUCUCCGAGCCUCAGUUUCCUUAUCUGUAAAAUGCUUGUGGCCACACAACUAGUAAUUAAUAAAGGUGGGAGCUGAAUCUAA